CUCUCUGAGAUCCAAGGAUUACCAGUGAAACGAAGGAGAAGAGCUCUCUCUCUCUCUCUCUCUUCUUUUCUCUCUCUCCCCCCACCCCCACCCCAACAAAGAAAUGGUGGCUCCACCAUCUGCGUUGCCUUGGGACGAUCUUUGCAAAUUGAAGCAGUACUUUUUAUAUGUACCACUUGUAGCAAACUGCAUUGCCUCUUGGGGAAACAACGAAGCAGGGAGCUGGUGCUUUCAUAUCCUAGUAAUAUGUGCAUUGAGAGGCCUCGUCCAUCAAUUAUGGUACUCAUACAGCAGCAUGUUAUUUCUUACCAACAAAUACAGGGUUCUUCAACAAGGCGUGGACUACAAACAGAUAGACAGAGAACAGAACUGGGAUGACUUUAUCAUCCUCCACGCUUUCAUGGCAGCCAUUGCAUGUUACUCUUCCACUCUCAUGGACAGCUUGCCCCUGUUCAAUUUCAGAGGAUAUAUUUAUGCACUGAUACUUCACAUGGGCCUCACAGAGUCUUUGUACUAUUUCAUACACAGGACAUUUCACUCAGAUUACUUGUUCCAAAAGUACCAUUCGCUGCACCAUUUGUCGGUAGUUACCCAGUCUUACACAGCUGGAACAGCUAGCUUCUUGGAGCAUUUGGUGAUGGGCUUCCUCAUGGGGAUCCCUAUGCUGGGUGCAGCAUGGAUGGGUGGCGGAUCGGUCACCAUGUUUUAUGGAUAUGUGCUGGUCUUUGACUUCCUCAGAUGCAUGGGGCACUGCAAUGUGGAAGUGAUGCCAGUCUCUCUGUUUGAUCACAUGCCAGUCCUCAGAUACCUCAUCUACAGUCCAAGUUAUCAUAAUCUUCACCACACAGAUAUGAGCUCAAACUUCUGUCUUUUUAUGCCGUUAUAUGAUGCCCUGGGCAAUAGCCUGAACAAAAAUUCCUGGGAGUUUCGCAGGAGGAUCAGAGCUGGAGAAGAAGUGAGGGUUCCAGACUUCGUCUUCCUCGUACACAUAAUUGACGUGCACUCCUCUAUCCAUGUGCCGUUUCUAUUCAGAUCUUUUAGCUCGAAGGCAUUCCAAACCAAUCUCCUAGUGCUUCCCUUUUGGCCUAUUGCGUUGGUAGUGCUGCAGCUGAUGUGGGCUUGGGCAAAGCCUUUCAUGGUUACAUUUUACUGCUUAAGGAACCGAUUGAUUCAUACUUGGACUGUUCCUCGAUAUGGAUUUCAGUACUUCUUGCCAUUUGCCAAGGAUGGAAUCAAUAGGAACAUUGAAGAAGCAAUUUUGCGUGCAGACAAGAUUGGUGUAAAAGUCAUCAGCCUGGCAGCUUUAAACAAGAAUGAAGCUCUAAACGGAGGAGGGACACUAUUUGUCAAAAGGCUCCCACAUUUGAGAGUAAGAGUUGUUCAUGGGAACACAUUAACAGCUGCAGUUAUCCUUCAUGAGAUCCCAAAGGAUGUCAAGGAGGUGUUCCUGACGGGGGCCACCUCUAAGUUAGGAAGGGCCAUUGCUCUCUACCUCUGCAGAAAAGGCGUUCGGGUCAUGAUGCUUACCCACUCUACGGAGAGGUUCCAAGCCAUACAAAAGGAAGCGCCUACCGAGUGCCAGAAAUUUCUCGUCCAAGUAACAAAAUAUCAAGUUGCUCAGAACUGUAAGUCGUGGGUAGCUGGGAAGUGGCUUUCGCCGAAGGAGCAAGCGUGGGCCCCAAGUGGGACCCAUUUCCACCAAUUCGUGGUGCCUCCCAUCGUUGAGCCGAGGAAAGACUGCACCUACGGCAAGCUCGCGGCCAUGAGGUUGCCCGAUGACGUCGAAGGAAUGGGUUACUGUGAGUACACGAUGGGGCGAGGGAUCGUGCAUGCUUGCCAUGCGGGAGGUUUGGUUCAUCUUCUCGAAGGAUGGGAACACCACGAGGUGGGGGCGAUCGACGUGGACAAGAUCGACAUGGUGUGGGAAUGUGCACUGAAGCAUGGGCUAAGGCCGCUCUCUUAGACUCUUGGUGCGCAAUGACUUCAAGAAUAGGGGAAGUCAGUACUUCUGGUUUCAUCUUCUCCCGUGGCUGCUCUGCUCUCAUGGUGCCUCCUUUGACAGGAUCCGCGACUGCCAUCAACGUGAAUUUUCUUUUAUUUGUGUUUGUUUCAGUUAUUCCCAAGAAAAUUUGAAGAUUUCUUCUUAAUGAAUGUCUUCAAGUUCACUUAUAUAUAAUGAAGGCCUUGUUCAGUGA
This is a messenger RNA of Nymphaea colorata (pocket water lily), 2195 nucleotides long. Its product is annotated as very-long-chain aldehyde decarbonylase CER3-like. Gene Ontology annotation, biological process: lipid biosynthetic process. Bases 104 to 1963 code for a protein of 619 amino acids. The record is from RefSeq and is a predicted model, not a curated record. The transcript is spliced from 11 exons. Gene Ontology annotation, molecular function: oxidoreductase activity; iron ion binding. NCBI's taxonomy places the organism in Eukaryota, Viridiplantae, Streptophyta, Magnoliopsida, Nymphaeales, Nymphaeaceae.